GGCCUGUUCAGAGACAGCUGGAGGUGGUCAGAUGGGAGUAACUUCUCUUUCAGAUACUGGGACAUGGACUCAUUUAAUGAUGGACUAAACAACAGGAAAUGUGCAACGACUCUGUUAGAGAGAUCAGGAAGAUGGAGCUCUGCUGGAUGUGACCACAGAAAGCCUUUCUUCUGCUAUGAUGAUAAACUGAUUCUGAUCAGGGAAAACCAAACCUGGGAGAAAGCCUUGAAUUACUGCAGACAGACACAUCAUGACCUGGUUUCAAUCAGCAACCCUGAGGAGCAGCGAUGGGUCCAGGAAAGAGCCAAAAAUGCCUCGACUCCUUUCGUGUGGCUGGGACUGCAGUACAGCUGUGCUGCACGUUUGUGGCUUUGGGUCACUGAUUAUGUAGUGUGCUAUGGGAGGUGGGCUUCAGGGGGAAGGACUGAAGACUGUGGCAUGUCUGCAGCCAUGACCACAGGAGGGCAGCACGAGUGGGUCAGUCAGAGGAAAAAUGAGACAUUUAAUUUUAUUUGUAUAAAACACUAAAGUUUAAAGCUAAAGUCACUUCUUAGCUGCACAUGUAGAUUUUCUGGGGUGAACUCUGUGUUUCUGCUCAGUGUUUACAGUCUCUGGGUUU
This is a messenger RNA of Pundamilia nyererei, 619 nucleotides long. RefSeq names its product lithostathine-1-beta-like. The annotation marks the transcript as partial. Lineage: Eukaryota; Metazoa; Chordata; Actinopteri; Cichliformes; Cichlidae. The record is from RefSeq and is a predicted model, not a curated record. The transcript has 2 exons.